AUGAGAAAACUAGACAACUACUCUAUCUUGAUUGUAAGCCAAUACUUUAAGACAACAGAAGACUUCAUCAACAUUAUUUGUGUGUGCAAAAAGUUUGAAGAAACCACACUGAAGUAUAGAUACAACCCAAUUGAAUUAAAAGUGAAUCAAAGACUUUUCCCCAAGCUUGAGACGUGGUGCAUUUACAACAUACAACGCAAGUUAGAAGUCCCAAAUACCAUUGGAUUGGCUAGAAUCUGUUUUCCUGCAACGCCAAGUCAUAAAAAAGAAGUAUUGUCUGUCAUAAAAAAUGCAAAGUUUGUAUAUAAUACGAACGCGCCUUCAACGGGAAGUAUGCCAAACAUGAAAAAUCUCAAUAUGUUGUCAUUUCAUAGUCUUUCGAAGCUUGUGCUUCAAGACGUUGUUAUUCCACCACAAAUUAUUAAAUUUGAAAGUUGUUGCUUUGAGUCGAAUAGAAGUAUUCAACAUGUGACACUCCUUGCGUCGGUUACAGUGUUACCACAAUCAACGUUUAAUGACUGUAUGUCUCUACAACAAGUAGUACUCCCAAACUAUAUUCUCUCCAUCGGGGAUAAGUGCUUUUCGAACUGCCCAACACUUGUCGACAUCAACAUCCCAACUAAUUUAAGAUCUAUCGGAAAAAGCGCAUUCCGAAAGUGCAAAAACCUCCAAAAUUUGCUGUUACCAAGUUCGCUCACAAUCAUCAACGAUUUUGCUUUCUCAUUGUGCACUUCUUUGAAAGACAUACAGUUACAGGGGGAUAUGGCUGUGAUCAAAAAUUCAUCAUUUUUCAUGUGCAAAUCGAUCACUUCAAUGCAAAUUCCAUCUUCUAUUACUUUAAUAGAAAACGAGGCAUUCAGAGGAUGUUCUAGUCUCACUUCAAUUAACUUAGAAAGAGUUGUUUCUAUUGGGAGAAAGGCAUUUUCUGAGUGUAACAGCUUGAGUGAAAUAUAUUUUCCUCGCGCUCUUUUAUCAAUCGGGGAAUCAGGGUUCUCACAUUGUUACAACUUGUCAAAACUUCUUUGUGAAUCAACUCAUAUUGAUAUGGGAAGGUUUUGUUUCUAUGAAACAAAGAUAAAAGUCGACUCGUCUUUUUUGGCUGUGUUUCAUUCUUGUUAG
Molecule: messenger RNA, 1119 nt
Organism: Entamoeba invadens IP1
Lineage: Eukaryota; Evosea; Mastigamoebida; Endamoebidae
Exons: 1
Coding region: 1-1119 (372 amino acids)
Source: RefSeq, a predicted model, not a curated record